AUGAGCUCAAUCCAAGAACGAAUGAUGCGCGUCCUACUCGGUGCGCUUCUGCUUUUCCAGACCGUCCUGGGGGUACCAAGCAAAGGGCAGAUCGCUGCAAGGGAACUUACAUCUUCCGCUACAACCGCCGCCGUCACCGCAGCGACCUGCAACGGCCGAACGGAGUAUUGCGACCGGUCCUACUCAAAUGUCACAUUCAUCGGCUCGCACGACUCGGCUUUCGUUGGGAAACUCCCACAGCAGAACCAGAACAUCGAUAUUAAGGCUCAGCUCGACAUGGGUGUCCGGUUCUUGCAGGCACAAACGCACCAUUCCCUCCUGGAUGACAGUGUGCUGGAGCUGUGCCACACAUCUUGUGUUUUGGAGGAUGCAGGGACCCUCGAGUCAUUCCUCGGAACAAUCAAGGAUUGGCUGGAUGCCAAUACAAACGAAGUCGUUACGCUUCUUCUGACAAACGGGGACUCGGUUGAUAUUACCGACUUCGGCGAUACUUUCUCGAACAGUGGCAUUGCCGACUACGCAUUUGCCCCUUUGUCGAGUCCAGACACCCUUCCUAUCGAUGAAUGGCCUACCAUCGGCGAGCUGAUCUCGAGUGGAAAGAGGCUGGUCGUGUUUUUAGACUAUGGCACCGACACAACCAAAGUAGACUACAUUCUCAACGAGUUCAACUACUAUUUUGAAACGGCGUACGACGUCACCGACUCUUCUUUCUCGAACUGCAGUAUCGACCGACCCUUCGGUGCUUCCGCAUCAGGCCGCAUGUACAUCGUGAACCAUUUCCUGGACGUGGAUAUCUUCGGUGUGAAGAUCCCGGACCGUCAACACGCGGCAAGAACCAACGCAGCUACGGGUGACGGUAGUAUUGGAGGACAAGCCAGUCUAUGCGAGGACAUGUAUGAUCGUGCGCCUAAUGCGAUAUUGUUGGAUUUCGUGGAUGAGGGAGAUGCUAUCAAUGCACAGAAUAGUUUAAAUGGUUUUUAG
Messenger RNA from Penicillium argentinense, 981 nucleotides. RefSeq lists its product as uncharacterized. The transcript is spliced from 2 exons. Gene Ontology annotation, molecular function: phosphoric diester hydrolase activity. Gene Ontology annotation, biological process: lipid metabolic process. The record is from RefSeq and is a predicted model, not a curated record. Lineage: Eukaryota; Fungi; Ascomycota; Eurotiomycetes; Eurotiales; Aspergillaceae. Bases 1 to 981 code for a protein of 326 amino acids.